ACAAAGCACGUCAGCUUUGCUGUGAAAAAAUACACAUUUAGUCUUUGUUUGCCAGAAGUUUGGGGAGCUUUAGUAAGUAUCUGCUCUUGCCUCCCUUCUCAGACACAAUGAACGAAAGGUUCACAAACGCCUUCCAAUACUCAGCUCAUUUUGGUACGAUUUGGAAAAAUCCCGGGCUUUUAGUUUCUUAGCAAAACGAAAAAGCCAGCACAUUCUCAGCACACAGAAACAAAACAGCUCAUGGCUCAUUUUGGCAAUAUAACCCCUUAGGUUACACAUACAAGUAUUCUUCAGGAUUGCCAUUUUGCUGUGCUCAAUUUUGUUGUGUGUUGCUCCUGAAAUAACAAGGUCCCCAAAAGAAAUACAGCAUCCCUGUAUUAAUCCCUCACCUUCAGAGGUGGCGACACCUUCCAUGGAGCUUCCACAAACCCCUAAGUUUGUCCUUUCAGCUCCUUCGCUCCACAUCACCUCCUUUUAUCAGUGCUGCAUGGUAAUUACGCUGACUUAAGUACUGCUGUUCCGUUUUCUUCCUAAAGGAUAUCUUUUAUGAUGAUAUUUGUCUUUCAGUGAGAACUUAUUCUUCCUUUUUCUACUCCUUCCCCUCUUCUAUGCCUCUGCUUUGGGGUAACACGUUGGACUAGGUCAAAUCUUUUCCUGACACCUCUUGCCGUGCAACACCUGCUUUCUCCCUGUGUUUUCUUCAUGUUUUCUCCAUGCUGUUCAGCUCAAAAAGCCCUACAGGACCUUAGUGACUACAUACAGACAUGGAGGACUGCUGCUACCCUCCACCCCACCAUCCCCCAAACAUCCCACAAGCACUGUGCUCCUGCCUUCCUUUUUCUUUUUUCUUUUUUCCUCAAAGGAAAUUUGUCACGAUCUAACAAGAAGCAGAAGAUACACAAAUACUGGUGGUUCCUGCUCCCAUGCCCUGGCUACUUUGCUUUCAGUGCACAAUGAGAAAAUGCCCAAGCGAGAAGCUGUUUUGGCCCUAGCAUCCCUAAUGAGACCAUGUAGGGGAGGGUAAGGGUGUGAGGGUGCAGGGAGGAGCUGGUGCUCAGUGUUGGCUGCCUUCCUUGGGUGCCAUGGGAGGUACUUACCAGCCUCUGAGCUCAUCUAGGUAGCACAGACCACACCAGUACCCAGCUCAGAUCACACAGCCCUCUCUGCCAGUCAUUUCACAAGGCUUCUCACACUCCCUAUGCAGCAGUUCUAAUUAAGCAAGAAAAAAGUAUUUUCUCCUUCCAAGUGCACAGUCCUGAUUUUUGCACGGGGAUGCAAGGAUGUGACCCGAAGAUUAUAUAAUUAGAAGGCAUUUGUUAUGCCUGCAUUUCAAAUCAGUGCUUAGCAUGUGACAGUCCCAUCCUGGGAAACAUCAAGCCACCGCUGCUCUCCUCUCAAUCCUUUCUCACACAGCGCUAAUUCCCAACUCACAACCACCAGUGCUGAAGGCUCUUCAACCUGCCUCUGGGUUCAGACCAGCUGACCCAUCGCAGGGCUCACAUGUGGGCAGCUCUAAGCCAUGGGAUGUUCCCAGUGACCAGCCAGAACCCUCCAGUGUGAGGACAGGAGUCCCUGCGAGGACGCACACCUUAUAGCAGCCAUGGACACAAACAAACAAGAAGGAGAGACCGAAAGUGUGCCUGUGAGUACCCCUGCAACACAGAUUUCCCAGGACUCAAGCGCCUGAGUUCCCCGGGGUGGCUGUCCUCUUACCAUCAGUGCUCCUGUUUUGGACUCAGUUUAUAACCAGAUGUUAGGCCGAAUUUCUGUUGUAAAGUUGCAGGCAUUAGCCUCUGAGUUGAAGGCGGGUUUCACAGAAGCGAUGCAGGAGCUGUCACGAAUCCAGCAUGGCGAGUACGCCUUGGAGGAGAAGGUCAAGAGCUGCCGCUGUGCCAUGGAAGAGAAAGUGGCUGAGAUGAAGAACUCCCUCAACACCUUCAAGGAGGAACUCAGUGAUGCGAAGUCAAUGAUCGAAGAAAUCAGUGCCAAGCAGGAGGAAAUGCAACAGAAAAUCGAGCAGCUGCAGCAGGAGAAGCGGCGGGAAUCACGGAAAAUGAAAGCUAAAAGAACACAGAAGGACGAUCACAGCUCACAAACAGUGCCUACACCUCUCCAGGGCAGCCCAUUUCGAUCCAUAAACCUCCCAGAACCUGUACUGAUCAACGAAGAUUUUACAAGUCUUUUGCACAACGUGACUUAUGAAAAAGUGUCUGACACCAGGAUCAUGCCGAUAGGAGAAGGAAGCGUGAAAGUCAUAGGAGGUCCAGGAGCAGCCAUAGAGACAGAGGACAGCCUCAAGCCUUCGCUGGCAGCAGAUGGUCAGACAAAGGUGCAUCUGCAGUCAACAGUAUGGAAGCAGCCCAAAGACACCAAGGACUGGGGAGAUGAGUACAUUUCCAAAGAGCAACCAGAAAGAGGGAAAGACGUGGGCCAAAGCAGAUACAGCUCAGCAGACAACAUUAUAUGUGAACCCUCCCUGGCUGCCAAAAGGCAGAACAUCGCUUUGGAGCUGCUGGAGUCAGAGAGGAAGUAUGUCAUCAACCUUUCCCUAAUCCUGAAGAUCAAGGCCACGUUGCAAGGGCCAGAUGUGAAAAGAAGCACCAAGGAGAGAAGCUUCUUCCCCAAUUCUUUGCGGUACCUGGUCCAGCAGCAUGUCGAUUUACUUCACGCUCUCCAGGAGCGAGUGCUGAGCUGGCCACGGCAAGGAAUUCUAGGUGACAUCUUCCUGAAGUUAACAAACGAUGAGAACAAUUUUCUGGACUACUACGUUGCUUACCUGAGGGACCUGCCGGAAUGCAUCUCUCUGAUCCACGUGGUGAUCUUGAAGGAGGUAGAAGAAGAAAUCAAAUCCGAUCUCUACAUUCUGUUCUUCCAUAUAGUCCAGCGAAUCCCUGAAUACCUAAUUCAUCUACAGAACGUCCUGAAGUUCACGGAGCAAGAGCAUCCCGAUUAUUACCUGCUACUGGUGUGCGUGCAGCGUCUCCGGGUCUUCAUCUCACACUAUAGCCUCCUCUUCCAAUGCAAUGAAGAUCUGCUUAUACAGAAGAGGAAAAAACUGAAGAACACGACGAUGGAUUUCUCCUCCCUCAGGUCGUCCCUGGUGAAGCUGUACAAAGGUCUCACUUCCCAGUGUACGAGCCAAGAGGUUUCUCCAACACCCAGCACAGCCUCUAUCCGUGACAGCGGGAUUCACUCUGAAGAGGCAAUGCAGUCAUUCCAACCAGCACCUUCCUCUGGCACGACAACCCCGCAUUUGUUGCCUCAGAUGAAGAAACCUCAGCCAACUGUCCUGGAGAACAUCCAGGCUGUAAAGCCCCCAGACUGGGAAAUGGAAAGUAGAAAACAUGAGAGGCCAGAGAACAUCCUUGCACCCUCUCAGCUCACUGAGCAGGAACUCAAGGCUCUGACAGCUCCUUUACAAUCCAUCCCUGAAAUGGAGUAUGAAGCACCACCUGCCGACGCGGUGGGAAACCCAGAGAGAGCCAUCAGGACCUCUGUGGAGCUGCUGCAGGAUGCGAGGAACUUUGCGCCAAGCUAUGAAGAGUUUGAUUACCCUGGGGAAGUCUUCACCAUGCCGGGUCCCUAUGAAGACGAUACUUUCCAAAACCUCGCUCUCUUUGAGAAUUGCUCCCCAGCCUCCUCAGAAUCCAGCUUAGACAUUUGUUUCCUUAGGCCUGUUAACUUCACGUCAGAACCAGAGAGGACAGAUCAUGCCUUACAGCCGUUGCCUAAGAGCAGUACUCCUGUGAGCAGCAGCACUUACAAGCGUGAGAUGUUCCACAGCAAAGGCAAGCAGCUGAGCAGGUCUCUGAAGGAGCUGCCGAGGAGCGCUGAGGGUGUGAGCUCCAGGCUCUACAGCACACGGAGCAGCAGUGGGAGCCGGCUGCAGCAGAAGCAGGAGAGGAAUGUCCAGCCUCACAUGAUCUCAGCCUCAGCUCGAAGCUCCCAAAGGAGCUACUUCCCCCCACAGAGAGGAGCGGGUGAAAAACCAAGCUUUUUGGAAGAGCUCCAUGCAGAAGACAACACCAGGUUCUGCCAGAAGGAUGACAAUGAGCAAACAUCCUUCAGCGACCACAACCCACGGCACGAGCCCAAAGGGGGUUUCCGGAGCUCCUUCCGCAAGCUCUUCAAAAAGAAAUAAGCAGCCCCAAGAAAGGCAGGCCACAGCCCAAGCGCAACAGUACUUCCCUGGGUCCCUAAGGGUGGAGACAGACAGCAAGGUCCCAAGAUGUCCCCUCACUAACAUAAUAGGUGAAGGGGUGGGGGAGAAUACUGUCACAAGUGUGCAUCCUGCUCUUCCUAGCACAGGGGAGGGCCAGGCUAUGGGUUCAAGCAGAGCUCAGCCAGCAGAUCCAGUAAGCAGAGGAAUUUGAUAGCUUUUACUCCUGCCUGACUUAAUUUUCUUCAGUUUUGGAAAGCUUGGGACAAAUCCCUCUGUGUUCUCCUCCCCCUCAGCCACCAAAGCUGUUUUUUCUGCCAUACGUCUUCACUCUUCCAAAUUCAAACUAGGAGUAAUUCAGCCUCACCCACAACAGACAGGUUGACCUUGUAGCCUUGGCAUCCUUGGCCAGAAGUCCAAAAUUCUUUUCUCUCCUCCAC
Coturnix japonica (Japanese quail) is the source of this 4599-nucleotide messenger RNA. The record is from RefSeq and is a predicted model, not a curated record. Lineage: Eukaryota; Metazoa; Chordata; Aves; Galliformes; Phasianidae.